Ostrinia furnacalis (Asian corn borer) is the source of this 318-nucleotide messenger RNA. RefSeq names its product cuticle protein 8-like. The record is from RefSeq and is a predicted model, not a curated record. The annotation marks the transcript as partial. Lineage: Eukaryota; Metazoa; Arthropoda; Insecta; Lepidoptera; Crambidae. Gene Ontology annotation, cellular component: extracellular matrix. The transcript is spliced from 2 exons.
GAAUACAAGUACGCGUACUCUGUGCACGACCACCACACUGGUGACGUGAAGUCCCAGCACGAGCUCCGUCACGGUGACGUCGUCAAGGGUGGGUAUGAGCUCGUCGAGCUCAUCGAGCCUGACGGCAGGUUCAGGAAGGUCGAGUACAAGGCUGACGACCACACUGGAUUCAACGCCAUCGUGCACCACUCCUCGCCUCAUCAUCAUAUUCAUCUUGCCCAACAUCAUCACCACCUCUAAACUAAGAAGAUCCAUCUCCAAUAAGACUGAUUCACACCAACCAAUUCUCAUUUUUGUAAAUAAAGAUAACAUGCAAAA